AUGGACAAAAUCGUCGUUAUCAACGGAACUGACCGCAACCGUAUCGCUGUCGCACGUCGCAUACUGAACGGACUGCAAUGGCAAGAGCAAGACGGGCUUCUACCAUUGCCUCUUCUUGGGGGAGGAACGAGUUUGGUUUAUCUUCUGAGAUUCUUAAGUCAGUACACCAGUCCUUCAGCUGGCCACUCGUGUUCAUUUCGUAUCUGAGGCAACUUGCUUAUUCGCGUCUCUACUCAGGUCACGAUUGGCUCGGUGAAGCCGCGAUGAACUUGUCGAUUGAAAGCGUCCUUAGAGCUGGACGAGUGCAGAAUCCCGAUUCCGAAACAUCGUAUGGACUCAUACCCUCUAUCGACAUUUCCUUGUUACUGGCUCGCCCUUCCGGUUCGGAUCCUCAUUCGAUCUUCAAAGCCUGGCCCGCCAAACCAGUAUCGUAAUCUCAUCGAGCUAGGCGAUUGCAUGCGCAACGCGCCGACCUCAAAAUCAAUCUGGUUUUUACCCCUCUGCUCCGAUAAUCACUGCCACACCAUUGGAGAUUGGAUCUCUGAUCUGCUUUGGCCUCAAGCGUGGCAUGCAUUCACUCAGCUGCGAUCAAACUGCUUAUGGAGAAGAAACGCUGUCCAUCGGAAUUGGUACGUUGUUUUGAGUGGCAGUUGAGCUGUGACGUUCUCAUAUGACAAAGGUCUUGUCUGCUACAGUGCGAUACAUCUACAGCAAAGUGACAACACACCACUGCAACCGAGACACGCUCCCGUCGUUGGUUCUACUUUCAAAUGUCGUCGUACAGGAGCUCUCGCCUCAUCGAGCAAGCAUGCUAUUCCACUCACCUCAUUGAUGGCACCAUGCCGUUCCGCAUGAUUGAUGGUCGACAGGUCAUCGAGUCAUUAGGCCCGCCAGCGACUACAUAUCGUUCAACCACGGACCUUACCUCAUGUUACCCCGACGAGCGUAUAAUCAGCACGUGCGCACAUGCCGAGCAAAGAUUUGCCGCCCUUCGGAGCGUCCCCGGCCUGCGAGAUGCCGCCGGUAGAACCUCUACAAGCCGCACAAAUGCCUCCGCGGAUACAAGGAGCUCAAUUUCAGCAAAACGGAGGUCUGACAACGAAGUAGCGAGCCCACCAGCAAAGCAAGGAAGGCUUGUUUGAUGCCUGGAGCCACGCGCGACACCAGCCGAAGCGACGCGCGCCGCAAGCCACUUUCGAUCGGCCGCCGCGCGCCCGCAAACGCUCGGAACGCGUUUUCGAAGACUUUUGA
Microbotryum saponariae is the source of this 1251-nucleotide messenger RNA. The record is from the annotation of a GenBank genome assembly. Lineage: Eukaryota; Fungi; Basidiomycota; Microbotryomycetes; Microbotryales; Microbotryaceae.